GCAAAAGAAAAGAGUGAAAGGGGGGCGGCGAGAUUCACAAAAUCCAAAGCCCUAGAGAAGAAGCAAGGUAGCAGUAGAACGAUGGGAACUCCAGAGACUUCUAGGGAACCGUGCCCCGAUCGCAUCCUCGACGACAUCGGCGGCGCGUUCGGCAUGGGCGCGGUGGGCGGCUCCGCCUUCCACUUCCUCAAAGGCCUCUACAACUCCCCCAAAGGCGACCGUCUCCUCGGCGCCUCCCAAGCCGUCCGCCUCAACGCUCCUCGUGUCGGCGGAAGCUUCGCCGUCUGGGGUGGCCUCUUCUCCUCCUUCGACUGCACCAUGGUCUACCUCCGCCAGAAAGAAGACCCCUGGAACUCCAUCUUCGCCGGCGCUGCUACCGGCGGCUUCCUCUCCAUGCGACAAGGCCUCACUGCCUCCACACGCGCUGCGGCUUUCGGCGGCGUGCUUCUCGCUCUUAUCGAAGGUGCGGGGAUCAUGCUCAACAAGUUCCUCAGUGCUCAGCAGCCCAUGCCUAUGAUCAUCGAUGAGCCUAUGCCUCCGAACGGGUUGCCGGGUCUGCCGGGGAUGCCUGUUCCUCCUCCGGGGGCGGAUCCUGCGCCGCCGCAGAAUUCGUGGUUCGGUGGUGGGUGGUUUGGGAAGAAGGAUGAGGUUGCAGCUGGUGGUGAUGGAGGAAGUGAGACCAAGGUUUUGGAGAGCUUUGAUGCCCCUCCUGUGCCCAAUUUCGAGUACAAGUGAAUUUAAUUUUGAUGUUAUUUGUGUGCAGGGUAUAAAGUUAGGCUUGCAGGGUUGAAUAGUGAAAGUGCCUUGUAAUUCUAACAGGCAACAAUAAGAUGUUAAACGAGAGCAAGAAACCUUUUUGAUCGUUGGAGUAUGGUGCUUCCUUUAUGCGGAGGGAAGUGAGAAAAUGAUUUGUUUCACUCUUGGUUGUUAAUACUUGCCCAAAUAUAAUUUUUGUAGAAUGAUUCCAGGUCAUUGUGAUAUUAUAUUUUUACUAUGCCUUUUAGGCGUUUAUGCACCAUAAUGUAUUUAGCUUUCAGUUCUA
Molecule: messenger RNA, 1042 nt
Organism: Lotus japonicus
Lineage: Eukaryota; Viridiplantae; Streptophyta; Magnoliopsida; Fabales; Fabaceae
Product: mitochondrial import inner membrane translocase subunit TIM17-2
Exons: 2
Coding region: 82-735 (217 amino acids)
Biological process (GO): protein import into mitochondrial matrix
Cellular component (GO): mitochondrial inner membrane; TIM23 mitochondrial import inner membrane translocase complex
Molecular function (GO): transmembrane protein transporter activity
Source: RefSeq, a predicted model, not a curated record